UCGUACGAGAUAAAAAUGAUUAAGUAGAUUCUUUACCUAUAUAUUUGAAAAAUUCUGUUUAUAGUUUACAUUUUGUCGGUGGCAAACUAAAUGGCGAUCUCUGUACGUUAUAGUGUGUUAUUGGUUUGUUGUCUAACACCAGUCGUAUACUCGGCUGUUAUUCGCCAACUCACUGACGACUAUGAACCAGUUCCUACCGAUUGUCCUAAAACAGACGGCACAACGCCCACAUAUUUUCCCGCUGUAAAUUGCUCAAAGUUCUGGGAAUGUUCGAAUGGAGUGCCGUACCUGUUUGAGUGUCCGGCUAGCCUGAAUUUCGACGAAAUUUUACACGUGUGCGAUUCACCCAGUAAAGUAACAUGUACCGGGUACGGUUGGUCCACAACUACAGCGGCGUCCGAUGUAACUACUUCCACUAGUACACCUUCUACUACGACUAAGGCUCCAACAACUACAACUAGUACACCUUCAACUACUACUAAACCACCUACCACUACAACCAGUGCGCCUACAACUACUACUAGUACACCUUCAACUACAACUAGGCCGCCUACUACUACCAGCGCGCCUACAACUACUACUAGUACACCUUCAACUACUACUAAACCACCUACAACUACUACCAGUGCGCCUACAACUACUACUAGCACGACACCUUCAACUACAACUAGUGCCACCACAACUACUACUAAACCACCUACAACUACAACUAGCGCACCCACAACUACUACUAAACCACCUACAACUACAACUAGUGCCCCAACGACUACUACUAGGCCUCCUACUACCACCAGUGCGACUACAACUACUACUAGUACUCCUUCAACGACAACUAGACUACCUACAACUACAACUAGGCCACCACAGACCACAACUACCAAUGUACCAACACAUCCUGGUCCUGGACCAGAUCCCGACCCGACUCCAAAUCCUGGUCCUGAACCUGAACCAACUCAUAAUCCCGGUCCAGGGCCAGAACCCGAGCCAACGUUAGAUCCUGGUCCAGGUCCACAUCCCGAUCCAGAUCCAGAUCCACAUCCCGAUCCAGAGCCAGAUCCUAAUCCAGAGCCUAACCCAGAACCAGAUCCAAAUCCAGAGCCUAAUCCGGAGCCUAAUCCAGAACCAGAUCCAAAUCCAGAGCCUAAUCCGGAGCCUAAUCCGGAACCAGAUCCUAAUCCAGAGCCUAAUCCGGAGCCUAAUCCGGAGCCUAAUCCGGAACCAGAGCCUCAGCCGGGACCAGAGCCCAACAAUCAUCACGGUCAUCACGAUCACGGUGAUAACAACCACGAUAAUCACGAUGAUAAUCACGGUCAUAACAAUCAUAAUGACGAUGGCAACCAUCACCACCAUGAUAACAACAAUCAGGAUCAUAAUGGCAAUCAUGACAACCACGGUGAAAAUCAUAACGAUAAGCAUAACCACGGUCAUAACAAUGAUAAUCACAGUAGUAGCCAUAACCAUCAUAAUAACAACAAUCAAGAUCAUAAUGGUAAACAUAAAAACCACGGUGAACAUCAUAAUAACAACCAUAAUAACCAUGGACAUUCUGUUAUUCGCCAACUCACUGACGACUAUGAACCAGUUCCUACCGAUUGUCCUAAAACAGACGGCACAACGCCCACAUAUUUUCCCGCUGUAAAUUGCUCAAAGUUCUGGGAAUGUUCGAAUGGAGUGCCGUACCUGUUUGAGUGUCCGGCUAGCCUGAAUUUCGACGAAAUUUUACACGUGUGCGAUUCACCCAGUAAAGUAACAUGUACCGGGUACGGUUGGUCCACAACUACAGCGGCAUCCGAUGUAACUACUUCCACUAAUACACCUUCUACUACGACUAAGGCCCCUACAACUACAACUAGUACACCUUCAACUACUACUAAAUCACCUACCACUACAACCAGUGCGCCUACAACUACUACGAGUACACCUUCAACUACAACUAGGCCGCCUACUACUACCAGCGCGCCUACAACUACUACUAGUACACCUUCAACUACUACUAAACCACCUACAACUACUACCAGUGCGCCUACAACUACUACUGGCACGACACCUUCAACUACAACUAGUGCCACCACAACUACUACUAAACCACCUACAACUACAACUAGCGCACCCACAACUACUACUAAACCACCUACAACUACAACUAGUGCCCCAACGACUACUACUAGGCCUCCUACUACCACCAGUGCGACUACAACUACUACUAGUACUCCUUCAACGACAACUAGACUACCUACAACUACAACUAGGCCACCACAGACCACAACUACCAAUGUACCAACACAUCCUGGUCCUGGACCAGAUCCCGACCCGACUCCAAAUCCUGGUCCUGAACCUGAACCAACUCAUAAUCCCGGUCCAGGGCCAGAACCCGAGCCAACGUUAGAUCCUGGUCCAGGUCCACAUCCCGAUCCAGAGCCAGAUCCCAAUCCAGAGCCUAACCCAGAACCAGAUCCAAAUCCAGAGCCUAAUCCGGAGCCUAAUCCAGAACCAGAUCCAAAUCCAGAGCCUAAUCCGGAGCCUAAUCCGGAACCAGAUCCUAAUCCAGAGCCUAAUCCGGAACCAGAGCCUCAGCCGGGACCAGAGCCCAACAAUCAUCACGGUCAUCACGAUCACGGUGAUAACAACCACGAUGAUCACGAUGAUAAUCACGGUCAUAACAAUCAUAAUGACGAUGGCAACCAUCACCACCAUGAUAACAACAAUCAGGAUCAUAAUGGCAAUCAUGACAACCACGGUGAAGAUCAUAACGAUAAGCAUAACCACGGUCAUAACAAUGAUAAUCACGAUAGUAGCCAUAACCAUCAUAAUAACAACAAUCAAGAUCAUAAUGGUAAACAUAACAACCACGGUGAACAUCAUAAUGACAACCAUAAUAACCAUGGACAUUAAGUAUCAGAACUUUAAUCCUAUUACAGAGUGUAGUCAUUUAAACCAGGAACAUCUUAAAUUAAUUAAAUAUAUUUUCUUUUUA
This is a messenger RNA of Sitophilus oryzae (rice weevil), 2974 nucleotides long. RefSeq names its product mucin-2-like. Gene Ontology annotation, molecular function: chitin binding. The transcript has 5 exons. Gene Ontology annotation, cellular component: extracellular region. Bases 91 to 2892 code for a protein of 933 amino acids. The record is from RefSeq and is a predicted model, not a curated record. NCBI's taxonomy places the organism in Eukaryota, Metazoa, Arthropoda, Insecta, Coleoptera, Curculionidae.